UCCUCUUCAAGCCGGGUCGCCCUGUGGCGCACUGGUCCCCAGGGAGUAAACGUGCACCCCUGGGCCUUUAAGCAUGCCUCACUCUCAGGAAUCUUACCCGAACCCUGCCGUAGGCGACAAAGACACACAUUUGGGAAAUCUGCUGGCCUCUAAGAAAUCGACUUUUAAGAACCCAACCCACCUCGUGCAGCAGCAGGACACCUGGAAUCGGCUCAGCUCGACUUCUACAGCCACAUCCAUAAGGCGAGACGCCUACUUUUAUGAUCCGAAGAUACCAAAGGAUGAUCUGGAUUUCCGCUUAGCCGCCUUGUAUGACCACCACACUGGGGCAUUCAAGAACAAAACUGACAUACUGUUACACCAGGAGACCAUUGAGGAUAUGCAGGGAACCAAACUCCAGUUUCCUGGAGAAUGUUUCCACUCUCCUUCAGCCCCCAUCACUUCCCGGACUACAAUCAGGCACUGGAUCAACCCUAAGAAAGAAUCCAUCCAUAGCAUUCAGGGAUCCAUAGUGUCCCCUCACACGGCGGCUACUAAUGGAGGUUACUCCCGAAAAAAUGAUGGUGGCUUCUUCUCCACCUAGUGGUGACAACUGGGCUAAUUUCGCCAUGGUGGAACAUGCAGUCACCCAUCUUCAUUAAAUAGGUUUGUUCAAGAUGAA
This is a messenger RNA of Rattus rattus (black rat), 661 nucleotides long. It is a transcript of the gene Cfap276, whose product is annotated as chromosome 3 C1orf194 homolog. The transcript has 5 exons. The coding region runs from base 74 to 583 and encodes 169 amino acids. The record is from RefSeq and is a predicted model, not a curated record. NCBI's taxonomy places the organism in Eukaryota, Metazoa, Chordata, Mammalia, Rodentia, Muridae.